AUGCCGGACGUUUCAAGCUAUGUUCGAACAGCACAGGUGAUUGGGCUCACCACCUCGGGGAUGAUAGCUGGCUCGAUCCUCACCUACUCGACCACUCUGAUACCCACGAUCACUCUCCCCACCGGUAGUGGCCCAGCCACAUACGACUCCAACCACAAGCCUGGCACUCCCAUCUCGCACAUCGCCACCCAAUGGCGCCACGCCUAUAGCAUCGGCAAGAGCUCGAUGCCCUUGUGCGCAAUUGGAGCAGGCACCGCCUAUGCCUACCUGGCAUAUGUGUUCCGCCAGGAGACAACCCUGCGUGCUGCCGACGUGAGGACCUCGAACUGGUAUCUGCUUGCCUCAGGGUUGGUGAUGUCGAUCAUCCCAUAUACCCUGAUGGUGAUGAGCCCGACGAACAAGAGCCUGCUUGCCCGUGCCGAGGUGACAGAUGCUGAAGCCAUGACGGGCGUGGCCAAGGCAAAGGAGGCUGCCAGCAAGGCUAGCGGCGACUCGAAGGCGACCAGGGAAGACGUCGAGGUGCUGAAUUGGCUGAAGGGAUGGGCCGAGUUGAACGUUGUCAGGGCCCUGCUACCCCUGGCUGGAACGCUUUCUGGACUCUAUGCGACACUAUACUAG
Messenger RNA from Arthroderma uncinatum, 618 nucleotides. RefSeq lists its product as uncharacterized. The record is from RefSeq and is a predicted model, not a curated record. Lineage: Eukaryota; Fungi; Ascomycota; Eurotiomycetes; Onygenales; Arthrodermataceae. The coding region runs from base 1 to 618 and encodes 205 amino acids. The transcript is spliced from 2 exons.